Podarcis lilfordi (Lilford's wall lizard) is the source of this 9472-nucleotide messenger RNA. Lineage: Eukaryota; Metazoa; Chordata; Lepidosauria; Squamata; Lacertidae. The record is from the annotation of a GenBank genome assembly.
ACAACAGGUCAUGUGACUCCAAGAUGGCUGCCAGGCGGCGGCUGUGAGGGGGAAGUGACGGUUCGUGCUGCAGGCGCGGGGCAAAGGGAGGGGGAGAGACGGGGCAGGGGGUGUGCGUGUGGAGGGUCGGGCUGGUCCUAGCGCCCACCUUUUUGGCAAGAGGGGAAAAGUGGGGAGGGGAGGAAGAUCCGGAGAAGGGCCCAUUUCCCAGGAGGGAAAGUCGAGGGGUUGGGGAGAAAGAAAGGGGUCCCCUUCCUUCCCUGGGGAAGGAGGCGUAUUAGAUCCUGGGAGGGGAGCCUGGAAUUCAGGCAGCUAAACCAAGGGAGAGGGGUUGGAGGGGUGGGGGAUCUGCCCCCCCAUGAAAGGGCAUGCCUCACCAGGCCCGCUGGGUGAACAGGAUUGGUGCCCUGUCCUUCAGCUGAGGGGCAGGUGACCCCUAGUCAGAAAGGGAAGUGCCACAGACUCCGGAAAGUGCCCACCUCCGGCAGGGAAGUAAAAGGGAGAGUGCAAUAGGUUUCCUUGGGUGUGCAGGAAGCGCCCCCACCCCCGACAGUCCGUCAGCGGAGAGGAGCCCUCAUUCUCCGCCAAUGGAUUCCGGUUGACAACUGGUGAGGGACCGGCCCUGCUUUCUUCAUGCCCCUUCACCGUCCCCACCUGGAAAUAUGAUCAGCGCCCCAGAUGUGGUGGCGUUUACCAAAGAGGACGAGUAUGAAGAAGAGGCCUACAGCGAGCCAGCCUUGCCUGAGGAAUACUCUGUUCCGCUCUUCCCUUUUGCCAGCCAAGGGGCCAACCCCUGGUCCAAGCUCUCAGGUGCCAAGUUCACCCGGGACUUCAUCCUUAUAUCCGAGUUCUCGGAGCAAGUGGGACCCCAGCCUUUGCUCACCAUUCCGGAUGAUGCCAAAGUUUCCGGCACCUUUGAUCUCAACUAUUUUUCCCUCCGCAUCAUGUCGGUGGACUACCAGGCUUCCUUUGUGGGGCACCCUCCUGGAUGCCCUUACCCAAAGCUGAACUUCGUGGAGGAUUCUAAAGUAGUGCUGGGCGAUUCCAAGGAAGGAGCUUUUGCUUACGUGCAUCACCUGACUCUCUAUGAUCUCGAAGCGAGAGGCUUUGUCCGGCCUUUCUGCAUGGCCUACAUUUCUGCCGAUGAGCACAAGAUUAUGCAGAUGUUUCAGGAACUCUCUGCGGAGUUCUCCAAAGCAUCAGAAUGCUUAAAGACUGGCAACCGAAAAGCUUUUGCGAAUGAACUGGAAAAGAAACUGAAAGACCUUGAUUACACUAGAACUGUUUUGCACAAUGAGACUGAAAUCCAGAAGAAAAACAAUGAGAAAGGAUACUAUACCACACAAGCCAUUGAGAAAGCCAAUGAACUGGCUAGUGUUGAAAAAUCAAUCAUUGAGCAUCAAGAUCUUUUAAAACAAAUCAGAUCAUAUCCUUACAGUAAGCUGAAAGAUUCUGAUUUUCACCCUUAUGAGCCAGAGUGUGUGACAGAGCAAGCUGAUGAUAGUUCCGAACAAGGAUUUACUACCUCGAAAUCUGACGAACCCAGUGAAACACACCUUUAUCCUCGCCUGUCCUCUUACACCCCAAAACUUAUCAAGGCAAAAUCUGCCAAGUGCUUUGACAAGAAACUCAAAACCCUUCAGGAACUGUGUGAUGUUUAUUUUUUCACCCAGACUCUAGAUCAGUUACAUCAAAUUGAGAAAACGUUCAGAGGUGACGUUUGCUACCUCUUGACCAAUCAGAUCAGCAGAGCACUUUUGCAGCAGCAAACUAUUACCAACUUCCUUUUUGAAGACAUGUUCCUUGUUGAUGAACGACCAUCUGAAAAGCAUUUAAAUGGCUACCAGGGACCUAACGUAGACAGCCCCAAUCCCAAAGGUUUGGAAGUCUGCCUUAUUCCUAAAACAUUAGUCAGCUUGGGAUCUUACAAAUCCAGUGUUGAGUCUGUGCCUAUAAAGAUGGAACAGGAGACUGAAGACGUUCAGGAAGCAGAAGUCACUGACCCUGUUACUUAUGACCAGCACGACAAUCUUGAGUACCUCGAUGCAGAUCUUAAAGGAAGUGUUAGUAGUGGUGAAAGCAUUGAGGUUUUGGGGACGGAAAAGUCUGCUACUGCCCUGAGUCAAUCUGAAACCCAGGCAAGCAUGCCACAAGCCCACCUGAGCCCACAAGUGGUGAGGAGCAAAGCUGUCAGCCGAAGGACCAUAAGUGAGGACAGCAUUGAGGUCCUCAGCACGUGUCCCUCAGAAGCUCUGAUUCCUGAUGACUUUAAAGCGAGCUACCCAAGUGCCAUUAAUGAAGAGCCUUAUGCAGACGAAGAAGAUGAAGGUUUUCGCUUUAGCCCUGUUUUAAAUCCAGACAACCCUGAAGGCAACCCUGAACCAGAAAACCUGCUCCCUGUGGACUCUGCCUGUUGCAUUGGAAAAGAGAGUCCAAAUUUUCUUGAGCCUCCGUCCAACAUGCUCCCCAAACAUUGCGAUGGUGACAGUGUGGUCAGUAUCCCGCCCCAGCCAUACCGGCAAGGGGAUCAGGGGUUUCACGUGAAUUUCACGGACUAUUCUUCCCACGAUGGCGUCUUGGGAGGCCUCCUCACCUACGAACUCGACCCACAUUAUCUCUCGAGCAGCAGAGAGACGAGUAAAAUGAGCCUGGAUAAAUGCUCAGACUCCACAAGCUACAUCAGCAGCACAGCCUCCACCAGCUCGGACAGGACUCCUUCCCCUGCCCUUCCUGUUGGUCAUUUUGGAGAAAGGCACAAGAAGAAGUCAGGGCAAAAUGCACUGAGGUUCAUCCGGCAGUAUCCCUUCGCUCACCCUGCAAUAUAUUCGCUGCUGAGCGGCAGGACUUUGAUAGUGCUGGGGGAAGACAAGACGAUUGUGGAGAAGCUCGUCACCGCACUCUCUAUUUUUGUUCCAAAUUGCGGUGCGUAUGCCAAGCCGGUGAAGCACUGGGCCACAUCUCCUUUGCACAUCACAGAUUUUCAGAAGUGGAAGCUGAUUGGAUUGCAGAGGUAAAAAAAACCACCACCACCAUAACCUACCCAGAUCUUUAAAAUGUCUGACCACAGGCCUAUCUAGUCCAGCAUUUUGGACUGUAUAUACAAUGGGUUGCAUCCAGCUGACUUUUGCUCUGAGUAGACCCAUUGAAUUUAAUAAGAUCUAAGCCUUCCCAUUAAUUUCAAUAGGUCUAGUGUGAGUGGGACUGACAUUGGAUGUAACCUGUUGUUAGUCCUACUCAGAGAAGGCUAACACAGUUCCAUUAAUUUCAAUGGGUCUAACUUUUGAGCAAAAGUUGUUUGAUACAGUCCUAAGUUUCCAUUGUGGCUAUCCAGAUGCCUCUGGAAAGCCCAUCUUCUCCAGCAGCCGGUACUCAUACUGUCUCUGAUAGUGGAAGUAAUAACAUCAUCAUCAUCAUCAUUAAUUUAUUCAUACCCCGCCCAUCUGGCUGGGUUUCCCCAGACACUCUGGGCGGCUCCCAACAGAAUAUUCAAAACACGAUAACAUCAAACAUUAAAAACUUCCCUAAACAAGGCUGCCUUCAGAUGUCUUCUAAGAGUCAGACAGUUGUUUAUUUCCUUGACAUCUGAUGGGAGGGCAUUCCACAGGGCAGGCGCCACUACCAAGAAGGCCCCCUGCCUGGUUCCUUGUAACCUCAAUUCUCGCAGGGAGGGAACUUCCAGAAGGCCCUCGGAGCUGGACCUCAGUGUCCAGGCUGUACAAUGGGGGUGGAGACGCUCCUUCAGGUAUACUGGGCUGAGGCCUUUUAGAGCUUUAAAGGUCAGCAACAACACUUUGAAUUGUGCUCGGAAACGUACCGGGAGCCAAUGUAGGUCUUUCAAGACCAGUGUCAUAUGGUCUCAGCGGCCACUCUCAGUCACCAGUCUAGCUGCCGCAUUCUGGAUUAGUUGUAGUUUCCGGCCAUUGUGGUCCUGCCAAAUACAGAACCCUCACAACUCUGGUCCCUGGCAGUACAGUUAAAUGACAAUUGAUUCCCAUUGACGAAAGAGGAGUUCACUGGUCAGAAAUGUGCCCCAUUCAGUCACCAUUUGUUCUGCCAUGGUGGGGUUUGGCGGUGAUCAUUUUCAUGUCAGAGGCUUCCAUACUUAAUCAGAAACUUCCCCCGCUCCUUCCAAAGGUUAGCUAUGAAAGCAGGAAACAUGACCUGCCCAUUGAUUUCCUUUGGUAGCGCAGCAGGGGUGUGCAAUUGCCGGGGGGGGGGGGGAACGCUGGUGCAGGAAUGAUAUUUCCUGCUCUGGGUCCCAGAGAGAGAUGUGGCUGAAUUGAGACCUCCUGGCUCCCAAUCUCUGCCACUUCACUUCAUGAUCUCUCACAGACAGAAUGCCUGCAUACUUGUAGUUAUUCUACCUUGGAGUUUCAAUGUCAGCAUAUUAUCUUCCCCCUUCCUUUCCAGAGCAUCUUCUCCAUCAGGUGUCAACAUGAUGCACUCCCUCUGCCGCUACAGCCGCUACAUCAGUAUCCUGGACGCCGACAGCAAGACUCUCCGCUGCCCGCAGUACAAAGGGACCCUGAUCCCCAGGCUCGCUGACCACCGCACGCAGAUCAAGCGGGGAAGCACGUACUUUAUGCACGUCCAGACCAUCCUGACCCAGCUGUGCUCCAAGGCCUUUCUGUACACCUUCUACCACGACCUGCACCUGCCCAUCAAAGAGGGGGAGACGGAGGAGUCCGUGGCAAACCGGCGGCUGAACUUCCUGAAAAUCCAGCUGGGGCUUGCAAACGAGGACAGCAAAGUGGUGCAGUACCUUGCCGAGCUCCUGAAACUGCAGUACGUUCAGGAUCCCGUCCGAGGGGUCAGCCCGGUCCUCAGGUUUGAUUACGUGCCCAGCUGCUUGUACAAAAUUUAAGUUGUGCCCAGCCUGCCCUGCUGCCUCCCCUCCUCGCCCGCCGGCUCACCUGUGGCCAUCUGCAGGCCUAGACGAUUCCGCGAUCGACACACUAGUCAUUGAGAACCCGUAGGACGAUAUGAAGGACCCCAGCGUGGCUAAGCCAACCUCAUUAAAAUGGGACUUCCUAAACCUCGGUCACACCUCUUCGGAAGAGGGGAAGUUCAUUAUCAUUUGCUGCUUAAAGUGGGGAGCGUGGGGUGUGUGUGUGUGUGUGUGUAGCAUCUUUAAGGAGCAGUGGGAUAUCUCGACUAUAGGGGAUUUGCAUGGCACGUGGUCGGUGCUGGGUACAUGUGAGUGGCACCAAAGACUUGUGCGCAUUUUUUAGAAACCACAGUGAGCCACAGAAACAUAUUUCAGAAGUGUAUGGGAGUGAAUUGUGAGGGGUUUUGUUUGUUUUUUAAGCUAAACAUAAGAAUUCAGCUGUUUCACAAUAGCCAGACGUUGACCCAUCUCUCGGGCCUUUUGCAGCAUUGGUGGUUGCAAUGACUCCUCGCAUUGUGCAUCCCUGGAGAGUAGAGGGAGGCCCUCCUUGGCUCUUGAGGUGAGAGGUCUGGUGAAGGCCUUCUGAAGCCUGGAAAAGCGCAAGGGGGCCUUGGCGGGGUGUUACACCGAGCACUGUGUCUCUGUAGUCCGCUGCACCUUGGCUUGCCUCUCCCAGAGGGGAAAGGGACACCCACAAAUCCUUAUAGCUGGCCCUGUUUCUGCAGUAUGGGGGAGAAUGUGAGGGAAGAUGGAGCUGGGGAGGGUGUGCUUCGGACCCUGCCACACAGGCCAGUGCCACUGCUCCCAAGAGCACACUGGGAGAGGUCUCUGGAAUCGCCCAGUGCCCUUAAACCUUAGCACUCAGGCGUCAUUGGGAUUGAAUGUACUGGAUUAGGCCUCCCCCACCCUCCCCAUGCUUUGUUUGGUACAACCAGCCCCUGGCGGGGAUGGGGGUCAGCGCUGGGAUGUGCAGCUUCCAAUUUGGCCUCACCCUUCCUGAACAUCCAGCCUUUGCAACCGUUUUACUACCUCUGCUGUCGCUGCGCAUUGGGGUGGUUGCCGGUCACGCAGCUUGGACUGGAUGUUGGGGCUCCUCCUGAGUCACAAACUCUACCGGGUGCGAUCAGUUUUGAGCCUUUUAAGAAUCUGUCAUUACUCUGGUUGAAUCCGGUAGAGGUGGUUCCGCUUUCUUUCUUUCGUCCUGUGAAAACUUGAGGUCUCCGAUGGGGCCACAUCUCAUCUGCGUCUUCUCCCUAGCUGCAGAUAAGUACAGCAGCGGGAAAACCCAAGCAGCCGGCUGGCUGGUAAUUUUAGAGGCGGAGGAACGCCUUACUAGUUUUAUUUCCUUUUCUUUCUUUCUUUUUGAAAGUUCUCUUUCCGUUCCCUGUGUGUCAGGAAGCUGGUGACAAGACACACGUUUUACAAGAGUAACUGGACUUGUGAUAUUUCAAAACCUCUGUUCAAUGCAAUUAUGUGUGACAGAGUUCUGGAACUGAAUGUACCACCGGAGGAAACUUCAAGGGCGAGUGUCAAGUUUGGUGUUUUAAGAGUACUGGAAAACUUGAUGCAAAGCUGCACUGUGUGUGUGUGUGUGUGUGUGUGUGUGUGUGUGUGUGUGUGUAAUGCUGCACUUUUUAGUUCCUCAAGUAAUGGGUUGGGUAGAGACCAUCUGUAUGACACUUUGCUGCUUUGUAUCAGAGAAAAAGGAUCUUGUGGGAACGGUACAAACCUUGCUUGAAUCUUGCCCUGACACGCCAUUGUUCUCAAAUAGGGCUGGGAAACCCAGCUAGGUUGUCAGCCACGAUGGAGUUGCGGGCAAAGCUUUUCUACGAGAGUUGUUGGGGGGGCGUCCCACCUUUUGAUGCAGACAACCCCAUGGUGGCUUCACAGCAGCCAGGCUUCCAAGGCCUGGCCCCACCUGUCCCUCAGCAAAGUAGGCAGAUAAGUUUCAAAGCUUUUUGGAGAGAAGAUAACACCCCUGUGCUGCUUUCUAACCCCCCUCCAAAAAAGUCUAUUGGGUGGCUGUUCGUUCAUGAAGAUGGUGGAGGGAAAUCUGUUGUGCUUUGCAGUGAAAUCAUAGCAGCGUUAUGCAAGGACUCCCAAUAUCCAAGAUUUGGAAAAGGCCUUCCUGAGCAGAGUUGCUUCACCGCAUCUGCAAGGCAAGGUAUCUCUUUAAAGGGUGGGACUCAAGAGUCAUGGGAACCAUGGGCCUAUCUCCCCGAAUGCUGUCAUUGAGUCUAGUUCUCCCCCUGUACAGUUUAGGAAUAUUUGCCCAUAUUGUGACAUCAUCACACUGGUUUCCCCCUUCCCCAUUGGUGGUUGGGAGCCACAGUAUAGUGAAUGUCUCUGGAUAUUUCAGGUAAUCAACCUAGCCAGUGGGAUGCCAUUGUUGGCACAUCUAGGUCAGUGUUCCCCAACCUCGUGCCCUCCAGAUGUUUUGGACUACGGCUGCUAUAGCAGCCAGGGGUUGGGGAAGGCUGGUCUAUCCCAGGAAGCCUCUCCAAUUUUAGAUACUUUGGGUCCUGGUUUGUCAACUCCAUUUGGCAGGCUUUUCUUCGACAUCUCCCUUAAUUUCAAGACCAAGCCUUCAUUUAUAGACUUUUCCUCCUUCAAUGGUGGGAGGCAACACUUUCCCGAAUUGCUGAAGGAAUGUGUGUGUCCCUCUGAAGAGUAGCUUUUUCUUGCCUUCCUAAAAAGCCUAGUUUGCACAUUAGCCUUGUAUUCAGAUAUUUCUCCCACCACCACUGCCAAUACAGAAAAGGACACCUGCAAUUUAUUUGGGAUUAUCCCUGUAAUGGAGACACAAAAUCUCACAAGGUCUUCUAGGUGCCCAGGCUUGGGCCCACCAGAGACUUUUGUUCCGAUUUAGCUGAGCAAUGCCUUUCCAUCUGAACAUCUUAAGAAUUUGCCUUUUCAAAGCUUGCACUAUAAGCAGAAAUACAUGAAGGAUCCCUGAGGAACUGAUCUAGCUUCACAGUGGUCCUAUCUACUCUGCCCUUCAGACAGUGUUCAGGGCUUCAGCAUUGCUUAUUAUUAUUUUUGCAGGUGCAAAAGGGACCUGUUACACUUGCAGGUGUGCCCGACAUCUUGCCUGAUGGAAGCAAGAUCUGUGAAUCACAAGGCUCUGGAAUCGGUUUUGGCGGUUCACGAGCAUGCCAUAGAUUCAGUAGUGUGGCACUGCUGACUUUUUUAAAAAAAGGGUUCCCAUAUAUGUAGAUACAAGGCCUGCUAGUGAGCACCUUCCUUUUCUCAAGAGCCAAGACUUAGCCCAAUCACCUGCAGAGCCUAGUAACGUGAACUAGCUUUCUGCUUUCGUGUCCUUAGCCAAUCCUUAACAGAUUGCCAACACCCCACAGGCUCAAACGUCCUCUUCCGCCCCUUGUCAGUUUUAACAGUGGUAUUACACCCUAGCAGCGCCAACCAGCUUCAAAUCCUGGUUACAAGCUAAUCCUAGUUGGCUAUAAGCUCCUGGCAGAUGUGGUAAAAAAAAACCCCAUGAUUAAUGCUGGCAGAGAGAAAGGGGAAAUCCAUACAGGACAGAGUGGGGAGACUGGAGGAGCUGGGGAGAAGCUCCCCCCUCUUUCAUCAGUGGUUCUAGCGUCAAGAGGAAGGCAGAUCCUACGCUUGCCCCAUUCCGCAUCCUCUCAGUAUGAGCUGCUUCCAUAACGGAGCUCAUCUAGCCAUUUGGCAAUUGAGGUGUUUGCAUAUCUCUGCUGCUUUAAUCUUGAAAAUAUAACCAUAGGCUGAUCCAUGGGAACAUCACACACAGAGGAUGUGAGUGGCCCACAAAUUCAGCAGCUUAGGUACAAUCGACCCCUUGAGACAUGUGAAUUGGCGCUGGCGCACUACAUGUGCGGAGCUGGCGCUGGCCUGCUUGUGGAUGCAAUAUGCAGGAUCGUGGUCCCUCUGGGUGCUGUGGAAAGCCCAGACGCUGGGCCCCAUAAUUCUGCGUUUUCUUCUUAUCAACCAACUACUUGACCUUUCUCCAUCUCGACUGGACUGGGCUAGCAGCUCCCUGGAAGUAACAACUCCCCAAAGUGAUCUUCCUAACUGCAUGUUCAGUUUCUUGUCCGCACUUGUAGGAACACAACACUUCGCUUAAGCAGUAGUUAGGGAGGGAAAUGGAGUGUCUUCACUGAAGAAAAUCUGAGCAGCAUGCCUUCCAUGUCUUAGUGCUGUUAAGGUGUGUACUGCACAAGCGCUUCACCAACAAUACUCAACACCCAGUGACUACAAUGAUAAAAUGUACAUUGGAGGCAGGGGGAAGAAGAAGAAGAAAUUAUUUAUUUGGGCUCAAGAUAUUUUUGAAAUACAAAAAAUAUAUAUAUACUGGUUGUAUUUUUUAAAGCUUAUAUAACCCUUGGCGUAUAUUGUGGUUCAAUUCUUGAUUUUAUUGUGCUUAGUAAAAAAUUGUCCUGACUCUAUUUCUGAGCUCCUGUGUCUGAUACUAAAGCGGCGGGGGGGGGGGGGGAGAGGACUGGAGAAUGGCAACCACAAAAUUUUGGGAGUUGAGCAAUGCAAGAGGCUAGCCAUGGGUGGAUCUAAACUGGAAAAAAUGCUGUAAGUCAGAAAUAAGAUCGCUUU